AGGUCCAAACUAGACCUUGUCUUGCAGCAAAAGAAAAAAAGAACCUCACCGGUCAACCAAACGGUAUAUUAGGGUUUCGGUCCUAUGGGACUAUCAUCAUCAUCAUCAUAAAACCCUUACCUCCAUUUCGAAGGUUAAAUCUAUCAACAUUUUUGACAGUCAUGAUGGCAUCUUCCGCCAUGUCCUUCGCUACCAGAUCCGUUUUGCGGUCGAAUCCGGUCAGGAAAGCUGCCGCCAGAAUCGCCUCAGAGGCAAAGGCUACCAGCUCUCCAUUUCGAGCCCCGUGCAGAAAUCCUCUCUCUCAACGGAUCUUCAGGUGUCCAGCUGAAAUGAGCGCUUGUCUGGAGACCAUGCAGCCGUUUCAUACUGCAACUGCUUCUGCAUUGCUUACUUCGAAGCUAUCUCUCUCCCGCAGGAGUUACGGUUGGCUUUCGGACGCUUCAAAUGAAGAUGUGUGAUGGAUGUUCAGAGGACCCCAAUGACUCUACUUUGUGCAAGUUCUCACAGAAAAAAGCUGAUGAUGGCUGAUAAGUUAGAAGUUAAGAAUUUGCUGACAAGAGACAUGUCGAAUCAUUUGGGAUUUUUGUUUUGCAUAGAUGAACCAGUAAAAUUUAAUUUCUCAUCUCUGUUCUUUGAUAAUUGAUUGUUGUUAUGGCUAGCAGAUAAUAGCACACUUGGUUUUAUUCUUCAUUGUCUUACUCUUUAAGAUGACCAUAGUUUGAUGUUCAUUAUAGGAAUGAAUCAAAUUUCUUUAUUACACAUCAAAAUCAGCUUGCAA
Molecule: messenger RNA, 778 nt
Organism: Impatiens glandulifera
Lineage: Eukaryota; Viridiplantae; Streptophyta; Magnoliopsida; Ericales; Balsaminaceae
Product: protein NUCLEAR FUSION DEFECTIVE 6, mitochondrial-like
Exons: 4
Coding region: 162-458 (98 amino acids)
Cellular component (GO): mitochondrion
Source: RefSeq, a predicted model, not a curated record